Hyaloscypha bicolor E is the source of this 813-nucleotide messenger RNA. RefSeq lists its product as uncharacterized. The record is from RefSeq and is a predicted model, not a curated record. NCBI's taxonomy places the organism in Eukaryota, Fungi, Ascomycota, Leotiomycetes, Helotiales, Hyaloscyphaceae. The coding region runs from base 162 to 482 and encodes 106 amino acids. The transcript has a single exon.
UAGGCAUGUUGUUCUGAAAGGAAGGACUUUAUAUACGAUGUUCUCAAAGUCUUUCGGACAUCCGUUUCCUCUGCUCUAGUUGUAUUGUUUGCGCCCUCUAGUUGCCUCUUUUGGUCACUCCGCGCCAGGUUAGCGUCGGGGGACUUACGUUUAACGCGAAUAUGCUCUUAGCGCAUGUUCUCUCGUGGUUUCGUUGCAGGUCUUGUGGACUUGCCUCCUAUGGACGUGCCUCUACGGCUAUCCCUCUACGGCCCAUCCUCAUCCACUUCCGGCUGUCCUUCCACGGCUUUCCUCACUCGGACCACUUUACCGGUCUCACCCUUAUCCUACCACCUCCUCGGAAAGUGAGGGGUUGUCCCGCAGGGCCUACACCCUCCCUGUCCGCGCUUGCAUCACUCAACAAACAACAACAGGCCCAAGCCAUCCUUGCUGAGUCCCCCAAAGCACUGGGCGCUGCUCGCAUACCAUGCCUUGGCCAUUAACAAAAACUCUAAGCUCAACGGCUGGGUUAUUGCACCUUGCAACCAGGGAUUCCUCGUCGCGCUCAUGAAGGCCCUGGGUAUUGACGCGGAGGCGCUCCAUGCAACCAUGACUGACAAGGAGCGAAGUUCCCUAGUCCAGCGCUUUACUCAAACAAACACAUGCUCACUACUGAUCAUGAGCCACAUGCUCUCCGCCGAGGGCCUCAAUCUGGAGAACAAUUGCUGCGUUUACCUCAUUCUCACCCCCGGCUUCUCAUGGACUUGGGAACUACAAUAAUUAUUCCGAAUCAGGAGACUGCUACAAAUCAGACCCCAGUUCUGCAUAAUCAUC